CCAAUAUUGAAGCGUUGUCACAAUAUAUAAUCUCCAGAAUUUCUUUUGAUGACGAUAUCAGCCACCCACAUUACUCUGUGAUAAUUUGUACGAGUUUUUUUUCUUAAUUUAAUUUGAUAUAUAAACUUGUUUUUUUUGUAAAAAUGACGACCCAUCGUAAAACAAUGUCAAAUCCACAAUUGGAAGUGAAACCUUUGUUCGAAAAGAUUCGUGAAUCACUUGUCAACUUGGAUGCUUAUCCAAAAACUUUAGAAGAUUUUCGGAUAAAAACGUUCGGUGGUGCUACAGUGACAAUCAUAAGCAUUGUAUUGAUAAUAAUAUUAUUCAUGCUCGAAUUACAUCACUAUUUAACGCCUUAUGUUCAAGAAGAAUUGCUUGUUGAUUUAUCCAAUGGAAAAAAACUGAAAAUCAACUUUGAUAUGACGUUCCCUCAUGUCGUUUGUUCACACUUAUCAUUGGAUGCAACUGAUGUUUCGGGUGAGCAACAUAUCAACAUACGACAUGAUUUAUUCAAACGAAGAUUAAAUGAACAUGGUGAUCCGAUCGAAUUGCCUCAAAAAGACAAUACGAUAGUAACAAAGAAAAGUUCAAAGAAAAUUAGUUCAAAUCAAAAUGGCCUUGAUGAUGCGAUUGUAACAACGACACUAGAUCCGAAUCGAUGUGAAAGCUGUUAUGGCGUUGAAGCUACGAUUAAAAAAUGCUGUAAUACUUGUCAAGACGUUCGUGAAGCAUAUAACGCUAAAGGUUGGGUAUUCGAUCCUGCCCAUGUUGAACAAUGUAAAAGGGAAGGCAUUAUUAGCAUAAAUAAUUCGUCCAAAGAAGGAUGCCAAUUAUUCGGCUCGAUCGAAGUGAAUAAAAUUGCCGGAAAUUUCCAUAUUGCACUUGGACAAAGUUUUGAAAAACAUCAUGUCCAUGUUCAUGAUAUCAACUUGGGCGAAUUGAUUUCGAUGAAUACUUCACACCGUAUCAAUCAUCUAUCAUUUGGACAAAAAGUUCACACUAUUGAAAAUCAAUUGGAUGGCGUCUGGUUCGUCAGUGAACAAGGUCAUGGUUUAGCCACAUUUCAGUAUUACAUAAAAAUCAUACCGACUAUCUAUCAGGAUCUCAAGAAUCAGCAAAUUGAAACGAAUCAAUUCGCUGUGACUAGAUUUAAAAAAGAAUAUGGCUCAACGUUAGAUGCGAUAACGGAUGCAAGAUUACCAGGCGUAUUCUUUAUCUAUGAAUUUGGUCCAAUGUUGAUCAAAUAUAGCGAACAACAUCGAUCGACAUUACAUUUUCUGACCAGUUUAUGCGCAAUAAUUGGUGGUAUAUUGACAGUGGCCAGUAUUAUUGAUUCAUUCAUCUAUCAUUCACAUCGAGCUUUACGUGCUAAAAUUCAACUUGGCAAAUUGGGCUAAUUUCUAUUUAUUUAUGGAUUAUGAUGAAAGAAGAUUGAUUUGUUUAUAUAUUUGUGGUUUAAUUAUUUUCAUUAU
This is a messenger RNA of Dermatophagoides farinae (American house dust mite), 1472 nucleotides long. RefSeq names its product endoplasmic reticulum-Golgi intermediate compartment protein 3. Gene Ontology annotation, biological process: retrograde vesicle-mediated transport, Golgi to endoplasmic reticulum; endoplasmic reticulum to Golgi vesicle-mediated transport. Gene Ontology annotation, cellular component: Golgi membrane; COPII-coated ER to Golgi transport vesicle; endoplasmic reticulum. Lineage: Eukaryota; Metazoa; Arthropoda; Arachnida; Sarcoptiformes; Pyroglyphidae. The record is from RefSeq and is a predicted model, not a curated record.